AUGAAAUUUCAAGUUCCCUGGGCUCCAACACUCUGUUUGUGGGCGGCCGUCGCGCCUACGGUUCUUGGAGAACCCAUUCCCGCUCCUACAGGCGAGUACAAUGUCGGCGCCAAGCGCUUCGUCGUUCCCUUCUUAGACGAGGACGACGUCGUGUGGCCCGAUGGUGUUUCGACCGAAUACCUCGUUACGUUGUACUAUCCUACCACAGACGAGAAACCUUGCCCGAAGCCAUACCUCGAGCCUGAACUUGUUGAGUUGUACGAGGAUUUAUGGAAUUACAACAUCUCCCACCUGACUUCGACUUUGCGGUGGAAUGCCUCUUAUCUUGAAAAGGGAACGGGUCCAACGCUCCUUUUCGGGCCCGGCGGUUGGGGUCCACCGACUGAUGGCAGCUACAUUGCCAUCUCUGACCUCGUCUCUCACGGAUACGUCGUGGCUGCAUUCGAUCACGUCUACGAGCAACCUUUUGUGCGAUAUCCUAACGGCACGGGUGUCUACGGCCUCUCUCCAGCUUUCACCAACUACACCCUUGCCUGGGUAGAAGAGCUGCACGCCGUCAGAGUCAGACAGCAACUCCACUUCAUUGACUACUUCCCCUCCCUGGUGGCAGAGCUCGACGCGCCUUUCAAGACCACCGACUUCGGCACGUUUGGCGUGUCUCUCGGAGGUUCCGCUGCUCUCACCUUAGCACUGGAGAGUGAUGCCGUGGCUGCCGCCAUCAAUGUGGACGGUACCAACUGGGGUCGACUGAACAGCACAUCCGACUCGGACCUAAAGAAGCCGUCGAUGAUUCUGGGCUUCGGGGGCCACAAUGCAAACUCUGACCGCACUUGGAGCAAUUACCGAGCCUGGCAGACUGGAUGGUGGCGUCUGUUCUCAGUGGACGGAAGCCUGCAUGCUGACUGGGAGGACCGGACAUAUUGGAAGAUUUUCGGCACAACGGCGACACUGGGACCCAUUGAUGGCAACAGAAUGGUCAAUAUCACGAGGACAUUCCUCAGAGCUUUUUUUGAUGAGGUUUUGCUUGGCAUUGAGCAGCCUCUUUUGGAUGCACCUUCAGGAGGUUUCCCCGAAGUGCAUUGGGACGAGAUUCACGAUGGAAAUUGA
Molecule: messenger RNA, 1107 nt
Organism: Colletotrichum siamense
Lineage: Eukaryota; Fungi; Ascomycota; Sordariomycetes; Glomerellales; Glomerellaceae
Product: putative 1-alkyl-2-acetylglycerophosphocholine esterase
Exons: 2
Coding region: 1-1107 (368 amino acids)
Molecular function (GO): 1-alkyl-2-acetylglycerophosphocholine esterase activity
Source: RefSeq, a predicted model, not a curated record